Messenger RNA from Pelagomonas calceolata, 1479 nucleotides. The record is from the annotation of a GenBank genome assembly. NCBI's taxonomy places the organism in Eukaryota, Pelagophyceae, Pelagomonadales, Pelagomonadaceae.
GCACCGAAGGGCAACAGCGCGAUAAACAUGCGCAUCUGCAAGCUAGCACUCCUUUGCCAUGCCGCGCGAGCGCUGCAGGCGCCGCCGCGCCGAGCCCUAAGCUGCCGACCGAGCGCAGCAGCGCCCUUCAGCGCCGAGCUCCCAGACCUCGCACCGUCGCUGCAAGAAGCACUAAAGCAGAGAAACAUCCAGACGCCCACACCAAUACAAAAAGUAGCUCUGCAACCCUUACGAGACGGCGCGUCCGCCGUGCUGGCGGCCGAGACCGGCAGCGGCAAGACGUUAGCGUUCUUAGUACCAACUUUACAGCGCGCCCUAGAAACGGAUUCAGCCGUACUGGUGCUGGCACCGACACGGGAACUGGCCACGCAGCUCGCGGCGGAUGCUGCUUCGUUAGUAGGUGAGAGUGCCGUUCAAUUAAUAGUGGUCGGCGCCGCGACCACAGCAGAAGCCCUCAAAGAAGCGAGAGUGCUCAUCGCGACGCCGAAGGAAGCGAAGCAGGCCUUCGAGACCUACUCCUUGUUGGCGGAGAAGGCGUCGCAGUUGUCAGCUAUCGUCCUCGACGAAGUAGACGCCUUGUUACCACAACAAAAAACUGAUCGGAGAUCAAAACAGUCCAAGGAGCGAGCGAAGGCCCAGGGCAAGAAGCAGCGGUUGAAGCCUCCCCCUGCACCGCCCGCGGCUGAUGUUGUCCAGUUUUGUGUGAAGCGCAACGCGAAUACUCAAUUGCAAGUUGUGGCCGCCUCCGCGACAGCGUCUCGGGCGACGCGCGACGCUCUCAGGAAAGCCUUGAGAGGUGACCCGUACGGAAGGUGGUCCUCGAACGAGGUCGAGGUGCUCCGGGCGGCGGACGCCAGUCAGGAGUCAGCGCGUUCUGUGGUCGUGCCUUCUGCCGUGAGGCACAAAUAUGCUUUUGUGGAGAAGAACGCUGCUCUCAAAAUUAUAGCUAAGAGAAUCAAUGAGGUUUUAUCAUCAGUGAAACCGCGGAGUGCCCUAAUCUUCCUGAGUGCCGGCUCGGGGCACACGGUCGCCGACGCCGUACGACAACUAAAUGCGGUAGGCGUCGAGGCCGCACCUCUACACGAAGCUCUACAGCUCGACAAGAAUAGUAGGAGGAAUCGGCCCGACGGCCCCGCGGCACUCGGUGAUGUCUUAGGAGGCCGUUCGGACGUCUCGGGACAGUUCACGGACGCCCUCUCGUCCGACAAUCGUCCUGUGUUGGUCACCUUCGAGGACUCCGCGCGCGGGCUGCACUUCGACGGCGUCGACCUCGUCAUCGCUGUUGGAUUACCAAAUUCGGCGUCGUCGUAUCUACACGUCGCGGGCCGGACCGGAAGACGCUUAGGGGAGGAGGUGGCGGAGGGCACAGUCGUCACCGUCAUCCACCCCAAGGCCGUGGCCUCUCUAGAAUCGUGGGCGAACCAGCUCGGCCAGGUCGUGUUUGAGGAGCUAGUAACUUAGUACACUAGUCGCUAGGUC